AUUUUCAGCCUGAUGCACGAGGCAGCCACCUGCGGCUUCAUUCUGACCUACACAACAUGUACAUGCAGAUGUUAGUUGUCGUGCAGGGCACACUGUAUUACCUGCAGAGUGCGAUUUCUUUUGCAGGCCGACAUGCUGUAUGUGAGAUAUAUGGACAUCAUGGCGGAUCUAGCUUGCCAUCGGAAAGACGCCAAUAUCUCUUGAACAACUAAAGAAACAUGCUUCAUCCGCAAGAUACGCUACAGCAAUAUGUUAUCGGGUAUCCGAAGCUGGCCGCGAAAAUGGAGAUUCUGCCCGAAGUCGCCAUAUUCCGCAGGUUUGGCGCUCUGAAUGCCCAGAAUCUUCUGUACAUGCAGGCUGAGUUGGUGUAUCUGAAGAAGGAGCUGAGAAGAUGCCAAUUGGAGGAUCACUGCAAUCCUUCGGAGAAACGGUCGAAAUACGCGCUGGACUGGCGGUGGCUCAAAGUGUCAGAGGGCACUGAGGCCGGCGAGCAGCAAGCAUUGAUCUUGAGAAUCCGGGACUUGCUCAAAGACCAUAAUCAGAAGACAAAAAAAAUCAAAUUCUCAUGCUCAUAUCAGCUAGAUGAUGCAUUGAUCCAGCAAGCAGAGAUUCUCAAGUACCCUAAACCUGGUACGUGGGACCUUCAUCACAUGCAAGACUAUCUUCAUUCCCCAGAAAUGGGCGAGGACGCGUUGAACGGCGACGAUGCAAGCGUCUGGGGCUCUGCGUGCUACCGCAAAUCUCAAAGCCCAGAUUUGAUUACUCUAUGCCCUCGUGCGAAGAAAGAUGCCUUCUCGUCAUGGGCAGCAGAAAGCACCAUUGGCAUGCUCUUCAGAUGUGGCUGCACUCGGCUCAUGAAGCCCUCGCGAGUUCAUGGUGUCGUUGGGUACGAGGAUAGUACGGUUUAUCGCGUCACGUAUUGGAUUACCAGUAUCCUCGCGUCUCUUAUCCCGAUAGCAUCCAUCGCAGUGCUGUACCGAGUUCAUUCCAUGUCCGCUCGACUUGGAAUCAUUGCUGGCUUCAACGUCCUGGUAUCCGUAUGCUUGAUGGCACUGGCCAAUGCGAAACGCGCCGAAGUGUUUGCCAUUACAGCCGCGUAA
Exserohilum turcica Et28A is the source of this 1100-nucleotide messenger RNA. RefSeq lists its product as uncharacterized. The transcript has 2 exons. The record is from RefSeq and is a predicted model, not a curated record. Lineage: Eukaryota; Fungi; Ascomycota; Dothideomycetes; Pleosporales; Pleosporaceae. The coding region runs from base 219 to 1100 and encodes 293 amino acids.